Molecule: messenger RNA, 1472 nt
Organism: Hyla sarda
Lineage: Eukaryota; Metazoa; Chordata; Amphibia; Anura; Hylidae
Exons: 7
Coding region: 165-854 (229 amino acids)
Biological process (GO): inflammatory response
Molecular function (GO): interleukin-2 binding; interleukin-2 receptor activity
Source: RefSeq, a predicted model, not a curated record
CCUAAUCUCACCACUGAGUGCUGACUGACAUCACCUCUGAGUGCUCAGAUAUCACCCCCUGACUUCACCGGUAACAUCACCCCUGAUAUCACCACUAAGUGCUCACUGACGUCAACCACCAACAAGUAAAGUAAUAAACAUGUCCCUUUCUCGAGGACUCAAGUAUGACUGACUUUACUGCUGAAAAGUAUCUGGUUGACACAGAACUGAAGUACAAAUGUGACGAUGGCCUCUUUGCUGGCCUUCAGGAUUACUUUUCUUACUCGUGUGUAAACGUCGCUGGAGUUAAGACGUGGAAAUCAGAUAACUGUUAUUGUCUCAAAUAUGACGGCACACCUACAAAUGAAGAGAUUAGAAAGAGUGUGGAAUGUGAAGUAUCAACAAAUGACACUAUACCAAAAGAUGGCUGUGCUUCUCCGCCAAUCGUAAUAAAUGCAAAACUAGAUUUGUCAGAAUCAGAAUUUCUAGUUGGACAAGAACUUCAUUACAGCUUUCUAUGUGAGGAUCAGGGCCAAAAUAGACGCCAUGGAGUACUUAAGUGUGAAGAUUCCAGUGCAGGCAUUCGCUGGGUUAAGUUAUCUGCUGGAUGUGCUAACAAAACCAAUAGAUUACAUGGUAAAACCAAUGGGUCACAUCAAGGUAACAAUUGUUCACACGGAGAAAGCAAUGCUUCACAUCAGAAAGCAGGUGUCUAUGCGCAUUAUAUCUGUGUUGGUGUGAUUACAGCUAUCAUGGUGAUAUUUGCGAUCUUCAAAAUAGCACAAUGGAGGAUAAAAUCUACUGGAAAUCCCAUGUCUGCAGCAAAAGACGAGGAGAUGAAUGCUGCCAAUGUUCCCCUAAACGAAAAGCAGUAGAGGCAAUUAGCUGUUUGAUCAUAUUUCCAUCUCAUCGUGUUUUUCUUCAGCUAUCGCCUUUUUUAAUGCCACGGAGAAGUGAAUAUUGAAUAUUUUAUUGGAUCUUAUUUCCGUAUCUGACUAUGAGUUCCAUAAGCUGCUAGUAGCAAUUUUAAUGCCAACAUCUCCUUUCCAAAUGACUCAAUACCUUUUUCACAAGUAUGUUUUUUCCCAUGUCAAUGUCAUUCUCUUCUCCUUCCUCAUCUAGUAGUUUCUAUAGAUAAAACAAUGGGGGCAAAUUAUCAUUCCCUGCACCAACGCAGUGUGGUGCACUAAAGUGCACAAAUGUUUUGUGAAAGCCCUGUCUCUUCACAAAAUAAGUACAAACCCCUACUUGGCACAAACACUUGUGAAAAAACAGAGCUGGCCUAAAACUAGAUAACGCUAUUCUGACACUGCACUGGUCCAGGGAAUGAUAAAUUCCCCUGAAUAUUAUUUUACUAUAUUACACCUUUGUGAUACUGGCAUGACAUGCUGAGGUAGUACAAGGCUUUUUAUACAGUACCUGUGACCAAUUUGUUGUUCAGUCUAACUACUGUAUACCCUUUUUAUUUAGUAUUGUUAUAACCUCAUAAAAAU